Molecule: messenger RNA, 693 nt
Organism: Lingula anatina
Lineage: Eukaryota; Metazoa; Brachiopoda; Lingulata; Lingulida; Lingulidae
Product: neuronal pentraxin-2-like
Source: RefSeq, a predicted model, not a curated record
AUGUUUGGACAUUUUCUGGUUGCAGCGUUGGCUUUGACCUGUCUUAUUGGUAGCGGAUCAGCAGCCCCAGGGUCAGAAGGAUCACGGGUUCUGCAUUUCCCUGAGCCGGAUAGCACCCUAUCAUGGUCACAACUACACGCGACUACUCCGGAUCUGAACGCCUUCACAGCCUGCGCAUGGAUCAAAACCAUCCGCACCACAAGCGGUCCCAUUCUAUCCUACGGCUCAGAGAGAUGUCAUAGGUGUAUUGAACUUGGAUACAACCCCGUUGGUUACGGCUACUCGGUUGUUUUGAAAGGCGAUGACGUACUGAAUGGGUCCCCUCGUGCUGAAGGACCCGUACCGGCCGAUGGGAACUGGCACCACUGGUGUGUGGUGUGGAGUGGUGCCAAGAGAGAGAUUAAUAUGUACAGGGAUGGUCUUCACACGCUGAGUCGUCCUGUGAACGUUUCACUCAUACCUGGAGGUGGCCAGUGGGUGGUUGGACACACAUAUAACGAGGCAACGCCUUAUGCACAUCCUAGGCAUCCAUCUUUUGUCGGAUUCGUCGGCGGCGUCAACGUCUGGGACCGCGAUAACGUCGACAUCCCCGGCCUGGCAAUAUGUGCCAAUACCAACGAAGGGAGUCUCAUAUCCUGGGAUACUGUCACCAAAACCAACUUCAAGGUGGCAACAUACAAGGAGUAUUGUUAA